UGUUUGUGUCUGCUUUUGUUUUAAACUGCAGAUCAAUAUAUUACACAUUUAACAGCCGAUUUCCUUGUACAGCGUUUAACAUCUGGUUUGUGUGUUCAUUAUGCGACUAAUGAUGCAUUUGCACAGCGGUUGAUGAACAGAUUUGAGGGUGUGUGGUCAGUAUUUUGAGAAACAGACUCGUGCGUCUGAAUAAUUAUGGGUUCACUCGGGAGCCGCUUUCAGUCGUCCCCCCGGGGCCCAGAGGAGACUGUGGAGCGACAGUGUGCUGGAAACAGACACAGCUGUGAGUGCAGGAAGAGGAAACGCAGCUUGCGAUGUGAGUGUGACAGCGAGCCGGAAGAAGAGGACAGCCAGCUGGACACGCCACGCAGGAAGAAGUUAAAAAGCACCUCUAAGUACAUCUACCAGACACUGUUCCUGAAUGGAGAGAACAGUGACAUCCAGAUCCGUGCUUUGGGGCAGGAGUGGAACCUUCAUAAAAUUUACCUCUGUCAGUCAGGCUAUUUCUCCAGCAUGUUCAGUGGAUCCUGGAAGGAGUCUAACAUGAUGGUUAUUGAGCUUGAGAUCCCAGACCAGAACAUUGACACUGAGGCUCUUCAGGUGGUUUUUGGGUCGCUCUACAGGGAUGAUGUUCUGAUCAAACCGAGUCGAGUUGUUAAUAUUCUGGCCGCUGCUUGCAUGCUUCAGUUGGAUGGCCUGAUCCAGCAGUGUGGAGAGACCAUGAAGGAGAAUGUAAAUGUGAAGACCGUGUGCAGCUAUUAUAACUCGGCCACCAUGUACGGCUUGGACUCCGUCAUGAAGAAAUGUUUAGAGUGGCUCCUCAAUAACCUGAUGACGCAUCAGAAUGUGGAGCUAAUGAAGGAGCUCGGGGGAGACAUUAUGGAGCAACUCAUUCAGUCCUCUGAUCUGUUUGUAAUGCAAGUAGAGAUGGAUGUUUACACGGCACUGAAGAAGUGGAUGUUCUUGCAGCUCAAUCCAUCUUGGGACGGUCCAAUAAAGCAACUUCUGCUGGAUGCAGAUGCCUGGCUGUGUAAAAGAAGAAGUGAUGCUGGAGAAGUGGAGCCAUUUCUAAACACAGAUGAUGGAAUGCCCUUCGUCCCUGUGUUCAGACACAUCCGCCUGCAGUACAUCAUUAAUGACCUGGCCUCAGCCCGCAUGCUGGAACGGGACAACAUCCUACCUCCCGAGUGGCUGAGCUCUGUAUACAAGCAGCAGUGGUUCGCCAUGCUGAGGACUGAACAUGAUAAUGAUAACGGACCUCAGGAGGCCAACAAAGAGGAGUUUGAGCUCAACAGUAUGCGCUGUGGACGUAAACUGACCAAAGAUGGAGAUUAUUGUUGGCGAUGGACGGGGUUUAAUUAUGGUUUUGACCUGCUGGUGACUUACACAAACCGCUUUAUAAUCUUCAAGAGGAACACGCUGAGCCAGCCGUGUGGAGGAGCUGUUAGCUUACAGCCACGACGACAUCUAGCGUACCGAUUGCGCCUUGCUUCAUUCGACAGCAGUGGAAAAGUGGUUUGCAGUCGUUCAACAGGCUACCAGCUUGUCACCCUCGAAAAAGAUCAGGAAUAUGUGGUGAUGAAUCUGGACAGUCGACUCUUGUCUUUUCCUCUAUACGUGUGCUGUAACUUCCUGUACACUUCACCAUCCAGCGAGAGGAGAGGAGAAACAGCCGAACCAGAAAGCAGCGCCCGCAGUGUGUCCUGACUUUUCAGCAUUUGUCGCACUUUCAGAGCCUAAUGUGUAUGCUUCUUUUCUGUCAUUUUUAUUUGUAUCCCUCCUUUGUAAAUAGUCAGGUGCCUUUUAAAUAAUUUGCUACAGGUCAAAUGUUUGGGGCUUUAAAUAUGUUUUAUAAAAUAAGCGUAUUCUGCUCACCAAGGAUGCAUUUAUUUGAUCAAAAAUACUGUGACUACUGUCAAAUUGUGUAAUAUUGUUAUAGUUUAGAAUAAGUGUUUUCUUACUGGAUGUAGUUUACAAUUAUAUCAAUUCCUGUAUUCAGUGUUACGUGAUCCUUCAGAAAUCAUUAUAUUAUUCUCAUUUACUGUUCUAUUAUGAUUGAAAUAUUUCUGGUCCUUUGAUCAUUCUCUAUGAAUAAAAACUAAUCGUGUAAUAGCAAUUUUGAAUGGUAAUGUUUCAGUUUCCACAAAAAUAUGAAGCAGCCCAACAUUUUGACACUGAUGAUAAUAAUAAGAAAUGUUUCCUCAGCAGAAAAUCAUUAUAUUAUGCUAAUUUCUGAAGGAUCCUGUGACUGAAGACUGAGGAUUUCACAUUUUAAAGUACAUUCAAUGAGAAAAGGUCAUUUUUAAUUGUAAUGUUUCACAAUUUUAGUAUAUAUGAUGAAAUAUGUGAGCCAGUAUACGCAUCUUUUAAAAACAUUUUUCAAAGUUUUGACCAUUAAUGUACAUAGAUCAGCAUCAGAGCUAAGAGGAAGUACUCUUAGUCUUCGUUUUUCUUUUUGUUUAUAUUUGUUUGGAAGUUUCAUAUACUGUAUUUAUGCAUAUAUAAUGUUAGGCUGCUUGUUUAUUGGUCAGUCAUUCCCAGAUUCUUUUUAAAUUAACAUGAAUAAUGAAAAAGACUGAGUAUAUAGAUUUUUGUACUGUUAACAAUCGUCUGAAAUUGGUGCUACAGUAAAACGCGUUGUUGUUGUCUGUCAAUGCAUGCUGAUGUAGGAACAGUGAAGGUUUAACUGGCAUGGGUUGUUGGUUAACUGACAGGGCAUUUUGUUAAGCCAUUUCCACCAGUGUCCAAUGAAGCAGUACAAAUUGUUCAGAUUUAUACAC
Messenger RNA from Danio rerio (zebrafish), 2780 nucleotides. It is a transcript of the gene gmcl1, whose product is annotated as germ cell-less, spermatogenesis associated. Gene Ontology annotation, biological process: germ cell development. The record is from RefSeq and is marked provisional. Gene Ontology annotation, cellular component: nuclear matrix. NCBI's taxonomy places the organism in Eukaryota, Metazoa, Chordata, Actinopteri, Cypriniformes, Danionidae.